Uranotaenia lowii is the source of this 1069-nucleotide messenger RNA. RefSeq lists its product as uncharacterized. The record is from RefSeq and is a predicted model, not a curated record. Lineage: Eukaryota; Metazoa; Arthropoda; Insecta; Diptera; Culicidae. The transcript has 2 exons. Bases 416 to 1069 code for a protein of 217 amino acids.
UUGACCAGUUGCGUGUGAUUUGAGUGCUCGCGGGUUUGUGAGUCGGAAGAGGUUAGGUUAUAGAAAUUCCUUACUGCGCAAUUUGCCACUAAAAUAUUGUAUUUCCUUUGAUAGUUUGAGUGACCGUUCGGUUGUUCCGGUUAGGUGUACCGGGUUGAGCUCAAUUAGAGCGGUAGGAAAGAAAAAGCCUUCAAAUAGCCGGUGAUAUCCGACGGUUUAGGGUUGCCAGAGCUAGAGCUUAGGGUAAACGGCGAAACUUAUUUGUAAGUUCAUUAGAGAUUGUUUACAUUAUCAUCAUUUAAUAAUAAAUGUAUUUACAGUCGAGUUCGUUCGCAUACAACGUACUACGGAACAGUUUUUAUUUCCCACAAAUCUCGAAAAUAAAGCUGCAACGAGCAACCUAAACCUGGAACCGAUGAUGGAAGGCCCUACCGGAGAGCUGUACAGCUGCGUGACAUGUCGCCGCCCGGAUUCAGCGCAGAGCAUGGUCGCUUGUGACGAGUGUUCGCAAUGGCAACAUUAUGGAUGCGCCGGUGUUACGGCUACCAUAGCCGAUCGAAGCUGGCUCUGCUGCAGAUGCGUAGCUAUUCACAACGCAGUUAAUUUGACUCAAACCGGCAACAUAAACUCGCCCGAAGCACACACAACGUUUGCUUCAGCUCGCGCCGCUGAACGUCAUGAUAAUACCACCGGUCCAAUAAGAGGGAGACAGGACGAUCCAAAUUUCGGAAGACUUCAAUCCUCGUCUAAUUCGAAUGCCGGAUCAGUCGUCUCAGUCAAUGCUAUUGCUCAUCUUCGUUUAAGGCACCUGAAAGAGCAAAAGGAUUUGGAGGAUCAAAAAGCGGAACGGGAUCGCGAGUUUCUUGCUAGAAAGCAGCAGCUAGAAGCAGAAAUAGCUUUGGAAGAGCUCAAUGAAGGAUGUGAUCGUAGCGUAGGAGGAAAAAGUCAUCGAAGUAUCGCCGGUUGGGUGGAACAACAAUGCGGAUUCGUGCAUACUUCUACCCCAGUCCAGCAGAAACCCGAGACAGUGGCUCCAAGUGCGAACCCACAUCCCGCCAUCCAACAGUGA